UGGAUUAUUUUGGCGGGAAAAGAAGAUAUGAGUUCUUCUGAGGUAGAACCGGAUUUCCCUGAUCUGGUCUGUCAGAUCGAUAACGUUCAGGGGAUGGUUGAUGCCUUAUCUUCUGUUAGAUGGAAACGUCAUCAGGACGCAGUUCUUGAAUUAUCCGAACAUGGUAUUGUGUUGAUUGUUGAAGAUUCUGGUUGUAUUCAAGCUAAAGUAUAUCUGAAACGUGAGCUAUUCCUAAGUUAUGAUUACAAAGCUGAAGGACGCCCUAGAUUUGGAGUGGGUUUGGGUUUAUUUGUUGAUUGUCUGAACACAUUCUCUUUACCCGGGCAGUUAAAUACAAUCGAAAUUCGGUACCCUGGUUCUGAUAUGCAGCUUCUUUUCAAGUCAAUUGACUCACCUGAUGCUUGUAUCUACGCGGAAUUGAGGACCAGAAUCCCAGAAACCAUUUCAUGGGAUCAUAAUUUUGAGCCAGCAGGAAGUACACCCUUGAGUUUUACUGUUAAGUCUGCAGCUUUAAGGGAGGCUGUCGAUGAUCUUGAGUGGCCUGGUGCAAGUAUCCAAAUAACUCUAGUACCCGACCCACCCUGUGUAACGUUUAGAGGUGAAGGCCAUGGGGACUUGCAGAUAGACUUCAUGUACUACGCAAACACUGAUUUAUUGAUGGCAUUUCAAUGCGAUCGACGUACCUCUUACAGGUAUAAGUACAAGUUUCUUAAGGCAACAACUUCGAACAUUCCUACUAGUGUCAUAAGAGAAAACAGAGGAAGCAAACUAACAAUUGGGAGAGGUGGAAUGUUGAAAGUCCAACACUUGGUUUCAGUGUCAAGAUCAUCCAUUCAACACACACACAUUGACUCUGCUGGUUAUCCACAACCUAGUCGAAUUGCUUAUAUUGAGUUCUUUGUCAACCCAGAAGAAGAUGAUGAAAACCCGAUAAAUGAUUCAUAAUCCAGAUUCUGAAAUAUUAUGUGUCAUGUAAAAUUGUAUUUAAUCAGGAGAUUGUGCAGUGGAUCAGAGAUCAUUGUCAGACCUUCGGUCAGAUGAGCUUACUCUCUUUCUUUUCUUUCUA
This is a messenger RNA of Papaver somniferum (opium poppy), 1066 nucleotides long. RefSeq lists its product as uncharacterized. The coding region runs from base 28 to 945 and encodes 305 amino acids. Lineage: Eukaryota; Viridiplantae; Streptophyta; Magnoliopsida; Ranunculales; Papaveraceae. Gene Ontology annotation, biological process: DNA damage checkpoint signaling; DNA repair. Gene Ontology annotation, cellular component: checkpoint clamp complex. The transcript is spliced from 7 exons. The record is from RefSeq and is a predicted model, not a curated record.